Molecule: messenger RNA, 450 nt
Organism: Symbiodinium natans
Lineage: Eukaryota; Dinophyceae; Suessiales; Symbiodiniaceae
Source: the annotation of a GenBank genome assembly
AUGAGCAGGCCGUCUCCAGAGCGAGCUCGGCUUCUUGCGCAAAGCAGUGCGUCAGCCGAGCUCGUGCAGAAUCGCUUUGAUUCGCGGCAGAGGUUCCUGCUCAUCGCCUUCCAGCGGCACCUUCUGGAGCAGCUUCUGCACGGAUGCGAGCCAGACCUGCCCGGCUCCAAUGGCACAGGUUCCGAAAAAGGAGGCAGCCAUUUCAACUACGAGCUGGUGCCACAAGAAAGGCAAGCAGAGGACUUCGAGACCGAACAGGGCUUGCAGAGGUGUGGCCUCCCAUGCGACCAAGAGCGACCUGCACCAGGACCCUCCCGGAAUGUCCUCGGAGCUCACGUACGGGGCUGCGACAGGUCCCGCAGCAUCUCCUGCGAUAUGGUAGAAUUUAGGAGUGAGCGUGGCUUCUUCUCACUCAGAAGACUGGCAGCAUGGAAGCAGAUCAGUGGAUGA